Messenger RNA from Drosophila sechellia, 6943 nucleotides. RefSeq names its product SET domain binding factor (gene Sbf). NCBI's taxonomy places the organism in Eukaryota, Metazoa, Arthropoda, Insecta, Diptera, Drosophilidae. Bases 326 to 6304 code for a protein of 1992 amino acids. Gene Ontology annotation, molecular function: guanyl-nucleotide exchange factor activity. The record is from RefSeq and is a predicted model, not a curated record. Gene Ontology annotation, cellular component: membrane; cytoplasm. The transcript is spliced from 10 exons.
GAAAUUAAUUUUGCCAUUUGUCAAUUGAUAUUUUAAGCUCGCGCCGAUUAAUUGUAGCGCAGUUCGAAACUAUCGAUACAUUUAAAGCGCCAAUCAAAUAUCGACACAUUCUAUCAGCUGAUGCGAAAAGUGUUGGAUAACUCGUGAAAAUUAUUGUGUAUUGCAUCUAUCUUUUUCUAUGCGAACUUAAAAAUAAUAACUAUAGCCCCGAAUUCUUUAAGAUUUGCUGGCAGUUAGCGGGGAUUUCGGCUGCAGCCGGCUGCGAGAUUUGGCUAGUAAAGAGCCGUAGGAUCCUAGGCGACUGGCCGGCAAUGUGGUGGGCAAGAUGUCCCGGCUCGCUGAUUACUUCGUAAUAGUCGGCUACGACAGCGAUAAGGAGAAAACUGCCAGCAAUGUAGGCGGACAGCCGACAUGCGGCAAGAUCGUUCAGCGCUUUCCCGAGAAAGAUUGGCCGGACACUCCGUUUAUCGAGGGCAUUGAAUGGUUCUGCCAGCCGCUCGGCUGGAGUUUAUCGUACGAGAAGCAAGAGCCCAAGUUCUUCGUCUCUGUACUGACCGACAUCGAUGCGAACAAGCACUACUGCGCCUGCCUCAGCUUCCAUGAGACGGUGGCCAUCAAGCAGACGCGCAGCGUCGACGACGAGGAUGAGACCAUCGGGAGCAGCAGGCUGCUGGGAGCCACACCCUCCUCGACGGAUGGCAUCACGGCCACAUCCACACCGGCUUCCAUUACGCACCACAGCGUCAUGUAUGCACCAAAGUGUCUGGUGCUCAUAUCGCGUUUGGACUGUGCCGAGACCUUUAAAAAUUGUCUCGGCACCAUCUACACGGUGUAUAUUGAGAACCUGGCGUAUGGGUUGGAGACACUCAUAGGAAACAUUCUGGGCUGCAUCCAAGUUCCUCCAGCGGGUGGACCGCAGGUGCGCUUCUCCAUAGGAGCAGGAGACAAGCAGUCGCUCCAGCCACCGCAGAGCUCCUCCCUGCCCACAACCGGAAGUGGAGUCCACUUCCUCUUUAAGCAACUGGGCAUCAAGAAUGUGCUGAUACUGCUUUGCGCCGUGAUGACAGAGAAUAAGAUACUGUUUCUUUCUAAGUGCUAUUGGCACCUGACGGACAGCUGCAGAGCUUUGGUGGCAUUGAUGUAUCCCUUUCGGUAUACUCAUGUUUAUAUACCAAUUCUGCCGGCGCCACUCACGGAAGUGCUGUCCACACCCACGCCAUUUAUUAUGGGCAUACAUAGCUCACUGCAAACUGAGAUUACGGAUCUACUGGAUGUUAUUGUGGUGGAUUUGGAUGGCGGCCUCGUUACCAUUCCCGAAUCGCUGACGCCGCCUGUUCCUAUUCUUCCGUCACCGCUGUGGGAACAGACCCAGGACUUGCUCAGCAUGAUCCUGUUUCCAAACCUGGCGCAGGCCGAUCUGGCGUUUCCAACACUAGAGCGGCCUUCAGCUAUUGCCAAGACUGACGCCCAGAUUGAUAAGGAACUUCGCGCCAUAUUCAUGCGCCUUUUCGCUCAGCUGCUGCAGGGAUAUCGCUCCUGCCUGACUAUCAUUCGGAUCCACCCAAAGCCGGUGAUCACCUUCCACAAGGCAGGAUUUCUCGGCGCCCGCGAUAUGAUAGAGAGCGAAUUCCUGUUUAGGGUCCUGGACAGCAUGUUUUUCACGACGUUUGUCAACGAACGAGGCCCUCCCUGGCGAUCCUCCGAUGCCUGGGAUGAGCUCUACAGCUCAAUGAACGAACUGCUGAAAUCGGAGGCGCAGAAUCGAAAUCUCGUAAGUAGAACUCAAAGAUUCAAUGGAUAUAUUAAUAUUAACUUUUUAUCUACCUAUCAGAUACUCACACAUAUCCAGGAAUUGGGACGAGUGCUAUAUGAAAAUGAGGGCACUCUGGCUCACAUCAACUAUGCCCAAAAGGUACUGCGUCCGCCGGAGGGCGCAUUCCAGCGUAUUCAUCAACCAGCCUUUCCGCGCAUAAGUUCGGAAAAGGUCGAGCUUAUCAUACAGGAAGGAAUACGCAAGAACGGAGUGCCACAACGCUUUCAUGUAACACGCAAUCAGCACCGUAUCAUUCCGAUGGGACCCAGGUUACCCGAGGCAUUAGAUGUGCGUCCCAAUGUCCAAAAUUCGGCUCGGCGACUGGAGGUGCUGCGGAUCUGUGUGUCAUACAUCUUUGAGAAUCGGAUUACAGAUGCCCGAAAACUGCUGCCGGCUGUGAUGCGCACUCUGAUGCACCGGGAUGCGCGCUUGAUCUUGUGCCGCGAGUUCUUUGGAUAUGUGCACGGCAAUAAGGCAGUGCUGGACCAUCAACAGUUUGAGUUAGUUGUGCGAUUCAUGAACAAGGCGCUGCAAAAAUCAUCCGGGAUUGAUGAGUACACAGUGGCUGCGGCUCUGCUGCCCAUGUCCACAAUCUUCUGCCGUAAGCUCUCGACUGGAGUAGUACAAUUUGCGUACACAGAAAUACAGGAUCACGCCAUCUGGAAGAAUUUGCAGUUUUGGGAGUCUACGUUUUUCCAGGAUGUCCAAGGUCAAAUAAAGGCAUUGUAUCUGCUUCACAGACGUCAGAACGAGCAUCAAAAGGAGGCAAACUGUGUGCUGGACGAAGUUCCUCUAGAGGAGCCCACAGCGCUUGAAAUUACAGCCGAGCAGUUGCGCAAAAGUCCAAGCAUUGAGGAGGAGAAAAAAGCCGAGCUAGCCAAGUCGGAGGAGUCUACGUUGUACAGCCAGGCGAUUCACUUUGCCAACCGUAUGGUUUCCCUGCUGAUUCCACUGGAUGUAAAUGUGGAUGCAGCCAGUAAGCCGAAACCUGCGUUUCGUCUAGAGGAAAAUCAGAGUGUUUCCAAUAGUAUUAUGGGCUCACACAGCCUAAGCGAACAUUCCGACGAAGGAUUCGAGGAGAACAAUGCUUUGGAAAUAGGUGUCACGGUUGGGAAAACCAUUUCACGCUUCAUUGACUGCGUUUGUACCGAAGGUGGAGUGACCUCCGAGCAUAUACGCAAUUUGCAUGACAUGGUACCGGGUGUUGUGCAUAUGCACAUCGAGUCCCUGGAACCGGUUUAUCUGGAGGCUAAGCGUCAUCCGCACGUGCAGAAGCCCAAAAUUCAAACGCCAUGCCUCCUGCCAGGAGAGGACCUGGUGACCGACCACCUGCGUUGCUUCCUUAUGCCGGAUGGACGCGAAGAUGAAACCCAGUGCCUGAUACCCGCCGAGGGAGCUCUUUUCCUCACCAACUACCGUGUGAUUUUCAAGGGUUCACCUUGCGAUCCCUUCUUCUGUGAGCAGGUGAUUGUUCGCACUUUUCCGAUUGCCUCCCUGCUAAAGGAGAAAAAGAUAUCCGUGUUGUACCUGGCUCAUCUGGAUCAAACGCUGACAGAAGGACUGCAGCUGCGUUCCAGCAGCUUUCAACUGAUCAAGGUCGCUUUUGAUCCGGAAGUAACUCCCGAGCAGAUUGAGAGCUUUAGAAAGAUAUUGAGCAAAGCGCGGCAUCCGUUUGAUGAGUUUGAGUACUUCGCGUUUCAAUCAUACGGCACUAUGCUCCAGGGCGUGGCUCCGUUGAAAACGAAGGAGAAAUAUUCGACCUUAAAGGGAUUUGCCAAAAAAACGCUGCUCCGCGGGGCCAAAAAGGCUGGAUUCAAGCAAAAGCAGCAGACCAAGCGCAAAUUGGUUUCUGAUUAUGAUUACGGAAGUGCAGAUGCGCAGGAAACACAGUCCAUCGACGAUGAGCUGGAAGAUGGAGAUGAGUUUGAAACCCAAAACAAUGCCAUGCCCAGAUUGCUAACCACAAAAGAUGUCGAACGUAUGCGGGAGAGGAGCUAUGUGCAGGAUUGGAAGCGGCUCGGGUUCGAUGCGGAAUCACAGCGUGGUUUCCGUAUAAGCAAUGCCAAUACCAGCUACGCCACCUGCCGCUCCUAUCCGGCUAUAAUUGUGGCCCCUGUGCAGUGCAGUGACGCGGCAAUAAUGCAUUUGGGUCGGUGCUUUAAGGGCCAGCGCAUUCCACUGCCCACAUGGCGGCAUGCGAACGGAGCGCUGCUCAUUCGAGGCGGUCAACCCAAUAGCAAAUCGGUCAUUGGAAUGCUAAAAAAUACCACGGGGAGCGCAGCGAACGCCCAUCACGAUGUAACGCAUUAUCCCGAGCAAGAUAAAUACUUCCUAGCUCUGAUCAACACGAUGCCUAAGCUAACGCCCCUGGCUCUCAAUCAGUAUUCGGGCAUGAAUCUCUCGAUGAGCUCGUUGAUGGGCCACAGCUCCUCCGACGAUCGACAGCCUCUUACUCCGGAAUUGUCGCGCAAACAUAAGAACAACCUGGAUAUUAGCGAUGGCAAGUCCAGUCAAGGAGGAAAAGGCGGAACAAUGAAGGGAAAUCCUAAAAACUCAUCGGCACAUCCCUUCCGCAAAAUGCGGCUUUACGCAUUGGGAGAGAAAUCCCAAGCCAAGUCCAACAUGAAUGUUGACUUUUGCGCGGACUUCAUUCCCGUGGACUAUCCCGACAUCAGGCAAUCGAGACCGGCCUUCAAAAAGCUGAUACGCGCCUGCAUGCCAUCGCAUAAUACCAACGAGGCCGAUGGACAGAGCUUUGCCAAGAUGGUGGAGCAGUCAGACUGGCUGCAACAGAUGUCCUCACUAAUGCAGUUGUCUGGUGCCGUGGUUGACCUGAUCGAUUUGCAGGAGAGCAGCGUGAUGCUAUCUCUGGAAGAUGGCUCCGAUGUGACCGCCCAGCUCAGUUCAAUAGCCCAGCUGUGCUUGGAUCCCUACUACCGAAGUCUGGACGGUUUUCGUGUGCUGGUUGAAAAGGAGUGGUUGGCUUUUGGUCACCGCUUUGCGCAUCGCAGUAACCUCAAGCCGUCGCAUGCAAACACAAAUAUUGCGUUUGCACCCACCUUUCUGCAGUUCCUCGAUGUAGUACAUCAACUGCAACGCCAGUUUCCCAUGGCCUUCGAAUUUAACGAUUUCUAUUUGAGAUUCCUGGCAUAUCACUCAGUAUCGUGUCGGUUCCGCACCUUCCUUUUUGACUGCGAACUUGAGCGAUCGGAUUCGGGUAUUGCUGCGAUGGAGGACAAACGAGGGUCGCUUAAUGCAAAGCAUAUGUUUGGAGCCGGUGGUAUGGCGACCAAUGGAUCAGACGACGAGUGCAGCGUGUACCCUCUGGAUAUCAGGAGUCAAAGGGCAUCCGCUCCCCUGAAUCGCAUUGGUCACUCUAUCUUCGAUUAUAUCGAAAGGCAACAUAACAAGACGCCCAUAUUUUAUAAUUUCCUGUACUCGGGCGAUAAAAGUGGGACACUGCGACCGCAAAAUAAUGUGGCUGCUUUGGAUCUGUGGUGUUAUUAUACCAACGAAGAGCUCGCGCAGGGAGCGCCGUACGAUUUAGAAGUGACCACUGUGGACGACGAAAUCGAUCUGUCUGAGACGAAGGGAAAACGCAUGGUCAUUACCGCCGGAUACGACAACAUGGAGAAGUGUAAUCCCAAUGCCUACGUUUGCCUGCUAAGCGAGGUGAAGCAAGCGGAGACAGAGCGAGGCCACCUUCCCCAAAAGUGGCUGCAGGUGUGGAAUAGCUUGGAAGUGCCCCAACUGGAGCCAGUUGCUCGGAAUACAUCGCUGGGAAACAUCUUCGUGCAGACGCAUCAGCACAAACGUUCUACACUAGAGAUCAUCAUGAAGGGUCGUCUGGCAGGUUACCAGGACAAGUACUUCCACCCGCAUCGUUUCGAGAAGCAUCCAUACACUACGCCCACCAACUGUAAUCACUGCACCAAGCUGCUCUGGGGACCGGUUGGCUACCGGUGCAUGGACUGCGGAAACUCCUAUCACGAGAAGUGCACGGAGCUCUCCAUGAAGAACUGCACAAAGUACAAGGCCAUAGAUGGAGCUGUUGGACCGCCGAAUGUGAACAUGUCGCAGGGCGACACGGCAAGCAUCGCUUCCAGCGCGGCUACAACGGCGCGCACCUCAAGCCAUCACUUUUAUAACCAGUUUAGCAGUAACGUUGCCGAAAACCGGACACAUGAGGGACAUUUGUACAAACGUGGCGCCUUGCUCAAGGGCUGGAAACAGCGAUGGUUCGUGUUGGACUCUAUUAAGCAUCAACUUCGUUACUAUGACACCUCCGAAGAUACCGCUCCGAAGGGCAUCAUUGAACUGGCUGAAGUCCAAUCUGUAACUGCCGCACAACCUGCACAAAUUGGCGCCAAGGGCGUAGAUGAAAAGGGAUUUUUUGAUCUUAAAACAUCAAAGCGCAUCUACAAUUUCUACGCAAUCAAUGCAAAUCUGGCACAGGAAUGGAUCGAAAAGUUGCAGGCAUGUUUGCAAUAGACAGACAAUGCAAAACGAAGCUUUUUUCACACCCUGAAAUUCGUUAAAUUUCCUUUCUGUUUUGUUCGGCGAUCUGAAGUUUUGUUAUAGGAUAAAUCAGUAUGUUUCCAGUUCUACGUAUUAAUAUUUUGAAUCUGUGGCGCUGCCAUCAUAUCAUAGCUAAACUAUCACUUUAGAAUUCCCUUAGUUGAUUUGAGAAAUCGCUCGCACCCAUUAACAUAAAUGUUAGCAACAAUUAUGCCAAGCAACAAGCGAAUCUUUAGUUAAACAAUGAAAUCCAUUUGUAAAUGUGAAUGUAAAGAAACUAUAAAAUUAUGUGAUUAUAUAAACAAACAAAAAUCAGACUAUGAUAAAUUAACGAUAAAAUGGAAAAGCCACGCCCGCAAGUUUUUUGAUAUAAUUUUUUAUAUAUAUACAUAUAUCCUUAUGCCUAAACUAUAUAAGUUUAUAGUGAAUUUACCAAAGAAUAUUCCACCUUUGUUGCGCAAUUGAAAUGCAUUUCUUGAUUGCUUCCUUUAAACUAAACCCUAUUAUUAAACGCUUUCCUUUAUUUAUACACUACAUGGUAAUCAAUAUAUAAUACAUACUUUAAUGCAAUUAUUUGUGGCUUACAAACGAUAAUAUACAUUUUUAAACAAA